GUUUGAAUUGUUUUUUUUGCUCUCUGAACACUCUUCCCUUGUUUUUUUUAUUCUUUUGUUUGGUUUUAAUUAUCAACUCCAAAUUUAAACCACACAAUUCAACAUCUCUUUUGUUUAGCCACACUUCUACCUGCGCAAAUGCCUCGUCUGCCUCGUGAAAAACUGUCUGCCAAAGCUCAAAUUUACUCGUGCAAACAAUGUAACAAUACGUUUUCAACAAAUAACGAACUCAGUGAACAUGUGCGCUCACACAGCCCACUGAGAGUCAUGUCAGCAAACGGAAUCAUACACAAACUCAAGUGGAAGGAUGACAAGGUCAAAUGUGUCUGCGGGUUACUCUUUGCGCGAAGCUACAUGCAGUUGUUCCAUGCCACCGUUUGCAAGGCCCUCAACGACACCGAAGCAAAAUAUGACACCAUAAUCGCCGACGCCAGCAAAGCUCAAUCGCGACCAAAAAAGAAACACGUUGAAGCAAUAAACAUCAAGGUCGAUCGCGGCAGCGGCUUGAUUAUAUGCAAAACAUGCCACUCUGCCAUUCCUCCCAACAUGUUGUACAACCACGCAUACCGGUGCCGAUUCCGAAACGAUACCGAAAAAGAAAUUAAAGUCAACGUUGAUAUCAUCAGAAAAGCGCACCGCUACCUAUUGACUCCAAAAGCAGGUGCCCUUAACCAAGAGGAGUUUGAGGCAUGGUACAAGAAGCGCUCAACCGAGGAAGGCCCCUCGAUUCCUGGAAUCAAGGUGUUUGACGAUGGAUAUUGGUGUAACCACUGCACCUAUGCUGCAAAGACCAAGAUUGUGAUUGGUAAUCAUUUGAACACUAAGCAUAUGGUAGGCAGGAAACCCUCCGAAUUUACCCCUGGAUCCGUGCAGCAGAUCAUUAGUAAUGGCAGAUAUAAGCUGUAUAUGCGCGUUUCAGAGUCAGCCAAAUCGGAUCAUGAUGAUGAUGAGUUCGAUGCGUAGGGGUGGCUUUGACGAUUGGACUUGGGAGCUUGUGGAACAUGUGUCACAAUUAUCUUUUUUUUGCUAGAAAAUUAUUUUUAAACAUUUAUCCGGAUGAGGCUAAAACAAAGAAAAGUCCACGUUUUAUUUUCUUUGUUACCACGGAUUAGGGUCCAUGAUAGAACAUACAGACAUCGCAGAUUUCGGGUUCCAAAAUCUUCGUGCGGCGCUGCUCAUGUGAAAAAGUAAUAUAAAAAGAAGCGAAUCUGGCAUGCCGAGGGUGAAAAUAAUUAUUACAUCACAU
Kickxella alabastrina is the source of this 1246-nucleotide messenger RNA. RefSeq lists its product as uncharacterized. Lineage: Eukaryota; Fungi; Kickxellomycota; Kickxellomycetes; Kickxellales; Kickxellaceae. The record is from RefSeq and is a predicted model, not a curated record. The transcript has 2 exons. The coding region runs from base 139 to 963 and encodes 274 amino acids.